Messenger RNA from Moesziomyces aphidis, 2037 nucleotides. Lineage: Eukaryota; Fungi; Basidiomycota; Ustilaginomycetes; Ustilaginales; Ustilaginaceae. The record is from the annotation of a GenBank genome assembly.
AUGGCAUCCGAGGGGGCCAAGGUGGGUGCUGCCACUUUUGAGCUCAUGUGGCGCCACGCAUUGGGUGCCUAUAUCUGUCAUCGGCUUACUGUCGAGCACGACUGCAACAGCGGUCAGAUUCGACGACUGGCGAUGGCGGCACAAGCGGGCUACUACGCUGGCGGGCGCAACGACGAGGAUUCGCAUCAGCCAACUUUGCACGUCGCCACCAUGGCCCCGGCUGGUGGACCCGUGCACCGCGGCUCGUUUUCCGAUACCGACAGCUCCAACGGUAGCGCACAUCCACUACACCAUACUACUGAACACGCAGCCGGCCACUUGCCCUUCCCAUCGGGGCCGCAUGGCGACACGUACUCGGAUGCAUCAUCGUCGGCCUACUCGCGACCACCUGCCAGCAGCCAGACCCACACCUCGCAGGACAAGUUCCGGGCAGUGGCCUGGCUCUACGACUACGAUGGCUCUGCUGAGGCGGAUGACUGGCUGCAUGUGCCCGGCGUAGAGCGCAAAAAGAAGAUCUCGGAACGACUGUGCGGAUGCUGCAACAUCAGCUUCCUCGGAUUCCUCAACUUGGCGACGCUCGCGCUCAUCUCGUGCUCGCUCAUGAUGCUCUUUGCCGGCUAUCCCAUCCUGCAAUUCUUCCGCAAGGCCGAUGCGGACCGCAAGGCCAAGACCUUCUUCGGACUGGGCGGCACCAAUGGUACGGGCCAGGUGCCGCUGCUGCCCGGCCUCUUCUCGUUGAUCGAUCAAGAUACCCCCGAGAAGGCGUACAGCUGGAAGCACCCCAUCGAUGGCGGAGGAUUCCACCUAGUAUUCAGCGACGAGUUCAACCAGGACGGACGCACGUUCUGGCCGGGCGACGAUCCGUUCUGGGAAGCGGUGGAUCUGCACUACUGGGUCACGGGUGACUUUGAAUGGUACUCGCCCGAGGCGGUCAACACCUCGAGCGGCUUUUUGAACGUCUGGAUGCAGGAACACGAGACGCACAACCUCAACUUCCGCUCGGGUAUGCUGCAGUCCUGGAAUAAGUUCUGCUUCCAGGGCGGCUACCUCGAGACGUCGGCCGUGCUGCCUGGGUCGCACGAUACCGAGGGCUUCUGGCCCGCCGUCUGGACGCUCGGCAACCUCGGCCGUGCAGGCUACGCAGGUACGACACAGGGAAUGUGGCCGUACAGCUACAACCAUUGCGACGUAGGCACGCUUGCCAACCAGACCAACCCGGAAAAGACCGCACCCCACUCGGCACUGCACACCUACACGCCCUACGACCAAAACGGCCCGGGAAAGAAGAUCAGCUAUCUCGAAGGCCAGCGCACGUCGGCAUGCACGUGUCCCGGCGAAGACCACCCCGGUCCAUCGCACGACAUUGGACGCUCUUCUCCCGAGAUCGACGUCUUCGAAGCGCAGACCUACAUGGGCCACGGCAGUGCAUCCCAGUCAUUCCAGAUCGCACCAUUCGAUGCGAAUUACUCGUGGAGCCAAGCGCCCGAGGUAGCGCAUCUCUACUCGCCCGAUGCCACUUUCAACACCUACACGGGCGGCAUCUACCAGGAAGCCGUCUCAGCCAUCGCACGAGUGCCCGACACGGCGUACGAUCAAUCGGGCGGGAUCCCCGUGCGCUUUGGCAUGCAGUGGGAUCCCGACUGGGACGGCGAUGGUUCCGGCAGCAUCACGUGGUUUGUCGAUGGCAAACCCACUUGGUCCGUCACAGGGCACGCGCUCGGUCCCAAUCCGUACACCGAGAUCGGCCAACGACUCAUCCCGACCGAGCCGGUGUCGAUCAUCAUCAACCUCGCCAUGUCCGACGGCUUCCAGGCGGUCAAGUGGAAUCAGGUCCAGUUCCCCGCCGUCAUGAAGAUCGACUAUGUGCGUGUGUAUCAGCGCGACGGCCAGCCGGAUCGCAUCUCGUGCGAUCCCCCAGACCACCCCACCGCAAAGUACAUCCAGGACCACCUCGACGUCUACAUGAACAACAACUAUACCGUCUUUCCGCAGGACAAGUACGGAUGGCCAAAGAGCAAGUACUUGGGCGAGUGCUAA